This is a messenger RNA of Setaria italica (foxtail millet), 1885 nucleotides long. RefSeq names its product DUF21 domain-containing protein At4g14240. Gene Ontology annotation, cellular component: intracellular membrane-bounded organelle. Lineage: Eukaryota; Viridiplantae; Streptophyta; Magnoliopsida; Poales; Poaceae. The record is from RefSeq and is a predicted model, not a curated record. The transcript has 13 exons. Bases 61 to 1620 code for a protein of 519 amino acids. Gene Ontology annotation, biological process: magnesium ion homeostasis.
UCGGGGGCGGGGCCUCGGUUCUGAUUCUGACUCUGACUCUUCGUCGCGGGCGAGGGGGCGAUGGCGGCGGCGGCGGGGAGGGCGCGGGCGGUGAGCCUGGCUGCGGCGGUGCGGGUGGUGGCGGCGACGGCGCGGCCGGCGACGAGCGCGGCAGCGGCGGCGGGGGUGGGCGCGAUGUCGCUGAUCGUGCAGGGGGAGGACACGGCCUUCGGGUCGCUGGAGUGGUGGGCGUACGCGGGCACCUCCUGCUUCCUCGUGCUCUUCGCCGGGAUCAUGUCCGGGCUCACCCUGGGGCUCAUGUCGCUCGGCCUCGUCGAGCUGGAGAUCCUCCAGCGCAGCGGCACGGACGCCGAGAAGGCGCAGGCUGCUGCCAUCCUUCCAGUUGUUCAAAAGCAGCACCAGCUUCUUGUCACCCUGCUGUUGUGUAACGCUGCUGCCAUGGAGGCACUUCCUAUAUUUCUUGAUAGGAUUUUUCAUCCUGUUGUUGCUGUAAUAUUGUCAGUGACAUUUGUUCUUGCCUUUGGAGAGGUUAUACCACAAGCAAUCUGUACCAGAUAUGGUCUAGCAGUGGGCGCUAACUUUGUAUGGCUCGUACGCAUCCUCAUGGUCAUGUGCUAUCCAAUUUCUUACCCCAUUGGGAAGCUCUUGGACUGUGCUCUUGGGCACAAUGAGUCUGCACUUUUUAGGCGAGCUCAGUUGAAAGCUCUAGUUUCAAUCCAUAGCAAAGAGGCUGGCAAGGGUGGAGAGCUUACUCAUGAUGAGACUACAAUCAUAAGUGGAGCCUUGGAUCUGACUGAAAAGACUGCUGCAGAAGCUAUGACACCUAUUGAAUCAACUUUCUCACUAGACGUGGAUUCCAAGUUGGAUUGGGAAGCAAUUGGAAAAAUUCUUGCUCGGGGCCACAGCCGUGUUCCUGUAUACUCAGGAACUCCUAAAAAUAUCAUUGGUCUCCUGUUGGUGAAAAGUCUUUUGACUGUUCGUGCUGAAACAGAGACACCAGUUAGUGCUGUUUCAAUUAGAAGGAUUCCAAGGGUUCCAUCAGACAUGCCUUUGUAUGAUAUACUCAAUGAGUUUCAGAAAGGAAGUAGUCAUAUGGCUGCUGUUGUGAAGGCUAAACCUAAAACUGAACCACCCCCUGACAAAACUGAACCAAACAGGGAAGCAGUUGGGCCAGCACAGUUGACUGCUCCCUUGUUAUCUAAUGCUGAAGAAAGGGCAGACAAUGUGGUUGUUGAUAUUGAAAGACCGCAUAACAGGCAGGUUAAUGGAAACCCUGCAUCAAACGCAGUGGCUAGGUCAUCAGAGGAUAUUGAGGAUGGUGAGGUCGUUGGUAUCAUCACACUUGAAGAUGUAUUUGAAGAACUCCUGCAGGAGGAGAUAGUGGAUGAGACUGAUGAAUAUGUUGAUGUUCAUAAAAGGAUCCGAGUGGCUGCUGCUGCUGCUGCAUCAUCUGUUGCAAGGGCUCCAUCUGUUAGGAGAUUAACGGGUCAAAAGGCUGCAGGAGCGCAGAAUCGCCAAGGACAGCAGCCUACUGGAAUUCUGAAGAAACCUGCUGAAGGUGAAUCAAACCCAUCAAAACAAGUGAACCUUGUGGAGCCUCUUCUGGAAAACAAGAGGUAACUCUGAAAUGCAUCGUGUAAUAUAGAGAUAAAAUGCACGGAACCAUGCCAGCAGAGCCUACGGUUCUUGCUAUGUUCAGCAAGAGGUAAAUACGGGUGUACUCAAUUGUUGUAAAUUUCGACUGGAGCGAUGUGCUUCCGCUGUCAUGAACCUAGUGUGGAGUUCCUCCCCUUUUUGGUUAUGGACGUCGAAAGUAGAUAGCCACUUUUGAAUCUAUUUAUUAUUUACUGGCAGUAGCAACUAAUAUAUGCUUCUGAUUCGUACA